AGCCUUGUCUAGUUUACUCCCAUAACCAAAAACAGCCAAAACAGCCGAACACAAAUGAUGAACACUCCUCUUUUUUAAACACCCCUCUCCCUCUAUUUAUUUCAUUUCCAAUCCCAUCCUCUUUCCAUAUCAGAUUCUGGCCGGCCAUGGCCUCCAACGCCCUGUCUCUCUUUUCCUCCGGCUGUGGCUGGCUGUGGCAUGAACCCACGUCUCCACCACCAUCAUUAUUCACAAGCUCCAAGCUACCUUCUUUGGCCACCACCAGGAGAUUAGCUCCAGUCUUCACCACGUCCACGGCGACUAGUGUUCUCUCAGACAACGCCUACACCAAAGCCAAGAAGGAAGAAGUGGAAGCAAAGGAGCAACCGAUUAACGGGGCUUUGGAGGACGGUGAUGAUCAAGUGAGCUUCAACCAGUUCUUCCAGCAAUCCAAGGAUCUUCUCAGAUCGGACGACCAGUUUAGUUCCGGAACUGCAAGUGGACCACCUCGGUGGUUCUCCCCUGUAGACUGCGGGGCCCCCACCACCAGCCAUGAUUCCCCUCUCCUUUUCUUUCUGCCUGGAAUUGACGGCACCGGACUUGGGCUUGUACGACAUCACCAGAAACUUGCAAAGCAUUUCCAAGUCUCGUGCUUGCAUAUCCCUCCUAAGGAUCGAACACCCUUUACAGACUUGGUGAAGCUGGUUGAGAGAACAAUUCGAUCAGAGCAUCAUGCCUCACCGGGUCGUCCCAUAUAUCUUGUUGGAGAGUCUCUUGGAGCAUGCCUCGCACUAUCUGUGGCCGCCCUUAACCCGGAUAUCGACCUUGUUCUUAUACUGGCAAAUCCAGCAACGUCCUUCAGCAGGUCACCACUUCAAGCUGUAUUACCUCUGCUGCGGUUCCUGCCAGACACUCCCAUUCUUAGCCUUCCUCAUAUUCUAAGUGCAGUUACAGGUGCAAUGGUGGCUGGUCUGGAGAAGGGAGUUGGAGCACUUCAACUGCCACAGACAGUUGAAAAGCUAUCAAGGGAAACUGUUGCACAAUCAAUAUCUAACCUCUCUGUUCUUGCUGAUAUCUUACCCAGAGAAACACUUCUCUGGAAGCUACAAAUGAUUAGUUCAGCUUCUUCAUAUGUCAAUUCACGUCUCCAUGCUGUAAAAGCUCAAACCGUGAUACUUGCCAGUGGAAGAGAUCCAUUGCUACCUAGUCGAGAAGAAGGUCACAGACUCUGUGGCCUGCUUGCGACUUGUCAAAUCCGUACUUUUGAUGACUGCGGCCAUUUCCUCUUCUUGGAAGAUGCUUUUGAUUUGUUAACUGCCAUCAAGAAUGUUGGUUUCUAUCGGCGUUCGAAAGAACGUGAUUUUGUUUCAGAUUACAUACCACCAUCCCCUUCCGAAGUUAAAGGCAUAAUGGAUAAAAACAGAUGGGUUAACCUGGUCAUGAACCCAGUGAUGCUCUCAACUUUAGCAGAUGGGAAGAUAGUGAGGGGCUUUGCUGGGAUCCCUAAAGAGGGUCCUGUAUUGUAUGUUGGUUAUCACAUGUUACUGGGAUUUGAAAUAGUUCCCUUGGUAACCCAAUUGUUGGAACAAAAUAACAUUCAUUUGCGAGGGAUAGCGCAUCCAAUGAUGUUUCUCAAAUGGAAAGAUGAGAGUUUACCUGACUCAUUCUACGAUGAUUUCAGACUUAUGGGAGCUGUUCCCGUAUCAGGAAAAAACUUUUUCAAACUUCUCUCUACAAAGUCUCAUGUCCUCCUCUAUCCAGGUGGAGUGCGUGAGGCUCUUCACCGCAAGGGGGAAGCAUAUAAGUUGUUCUGGCCUGAACGGUCAGAAUUUGUGAGAAUGGCAGCUAGAUUUGGAGCCAAAAUUGUACCUUUUGGUGCUGUUGGAGAAGAUGAUAUUGGUGACCUAUUUCUUGAUUAUGAAGACCAGAUGAAAAUUCCUUUCCUCAAAAAAUUCAUUGAGGACCUGACAGCUGAAACUGCAAAAGUGAGGUCCACUGUUGAUGGGGAGACUGGGAACCAAGCUGUGCACUUGCCAGGAAUUGUACCGAAAUUUCCUGGCCGGUUUUAUUAUAAAUUUGGGAAACCAAUUGAAACAGCAGGGAGGAAGCAGGCAUUACGAGACAGAGAGAAAGCUCAUGACCUGUAUCUAGAAGUUCAAUCAGAGGUUGAGAAGUGCCUUGCUUAUUUGCUGAAGAAAAGAGAGAGUGAUCCUUACAGAAACCUGGCGGCUCGGUUACAAUACCAGGCCAUACACGGGUUUACAUCUGAAGUUCCCUCAUUUGACCUGGAUUAAUGAAGCGAAAGCAGGCAAUGGUUCUUCUGUUGGAUCAUACAGCUGUGAAUCAGUUACUUAGUAAUACAAAUUAAAUCACAGAACAGGCCUAGCUAGUCCUAGUCUUAGUCACAGAAGAAAAGAAAAAGAAAAAAGCAGAAAACUAGAGGGCCUGAAUUUGAAGUCAUUUCAAAGUUGGAAUAUCACAUGUAGUUACUGCCUUCAAUAUAGAACUGGCUCCUGUGAGUUUGAUGAAAGUUCCUCCUGAGAGUAGGAAACAAGUUACGAAGUAGAAGCCUCCUGAUGGGAACGAGAAACUCCUACAUAUCUGAAAGGUUAGGUUAGAGGCACUCAUCUAUGACUAAAACACAUUCUCUCUAGCUCUA
Molecule: messenger RNA, 2638 nt
Organism: Argentina anserina (silverweed cinquefoil)
Lineage: Eukaryota; Viridiplantae; Streptophyta; Magnoliopsida; Rosales; Rosaceae
Product: phytyl ester synthase 1, chloroplastic-like
Exons: 14
Coding region: 147-2273 (708 amino acids)
Source: RefSeq, a predicted model, not a curated record